This is a messenger RNA of Raphanus sativus (radish), 1055 nucleotides long. RefSeq names its product calmodulin-binding protein 60 D-like. Lineage: Eukaryota; Viridiplantae; Streptophyta; Magnoliopsida; Brassicales; Brassicaceae. Bases 13 to 243 code for a protein of 76 amino acids. The transcript has 3 exons. The record is from RefSeq and is a predicted model, not a curated record.
AGAUUUUGAAGAAUGAAGAGUAACUUAGACGACAACAACGAUGAAAAGCAGCCUGAGCGAAAGCGCCCUGCUCUUGCUAGUGUGAUUGUUGAGGCGAUGAAAGUUGACAGCUUGCAGAAGCUCUGCUCCUCUCUGGAACCUAUCCUCCGCAGAGUUGUGAGUGAGGAAGUGGAACGUGCUUUGGCUAAGUUCAUCACGUCUAGGCUAUGGUCAAAAUAUAUAGUGCCUCUUCAGAGAAAAUAAUACGGAAGUCUGAGAAACUCUUAAGAGAGAAAAGAAGUGAAGGUACACAUCCAAUUUGGAUCUUGAAGAAGAAUUCUAGCUCUCUCCGGUAAUGUUACCUCUUAAGUUAAUCAAAGCUUUCGGAUUAACUGCGUAUGUGAAACGAUUCUCUGUUUCCGUUUGAUAUGCUUCAAAAAGAUUCAAGAGCAUAACAUUGAUGCCUUAUGUGUUUAUAUGAUUAGGUGAUAUUUGUGGGGGUACAGGAAAAUGUAAAACUGUUACGGUUUGUCACUCCCUCUUUCCCAACAUUUAUUUGUAAUGUAGUUUGGUUUUGGUGGUGCCUCCUGUUUGCAAACAGGUGGAAGGUUUGCUUGGUCAGUUUAGGUACAGGUUUACCAAACAACAAAGGACUCAUUAGAAGGCCUGGUGCAGUGAGCUACUCGACACAAUGUACAAUGGUCGUCUUCUUCCCAAUUCUUGAGCCAGUAUAUAGUACAUGUCCUCAUUUCAUCUCCACAUAAGAUAAUUGGUCUGUUUUGACUGGGAAAAAUGAACUACUUAUUCUCUCAGAGCAGUGGCAAUAGUUAUGAUUAUAGAAGAGGAAGAAAAGUAAUACGUCAUCGAUGCAUGGGAAGCUAUAGGAGAAUGAAAUGCUAGAACAUGUUUUUGUAAUGGUUCUAGCUCUGUGUUGUUAAUUCUUUAUAAACCUAAUAGCUUUCUUCUUCUUUAGAGUCUUGACAACGAUACAAACAUCAGGCGUAUGUUGGCCUCUUGAACGUUCUCAAUUCUAUAUUUUUCACUUUUGAUAUGGGUGACUGAAACUUUUCUUUCGA